This is a messenger RNA of Triticum turgidum subsp. durum (durum wheat), 1422 nucleotides long. The record is from the annotation of a GenBank genome assembly. Lineage: Eukaryota; Viridiplantae; Streptophyta; Magnoliopsida; Poales; Poaceae.
AUGAGCACCCCGAACGAUGAGACGCCGUUGGUGGGGUCCAACGGCAAGAUGCAGUAUAAAUCGCGUCGCAAAAACGCGACAACGCCUGAGGUCGUCACGCGCCGGAGGUCACAGCGUCGCCCCAUCACACCCGCAGAAGCCGAAGCCCGCGCCGCCACCGCCUUUGCAGACGCCGCCGCUGCCUCCAAGGCGUGGGCCGAGAGGAAGGGUAGGGGGAGGGGGAAGAGGAAGGCGGCGGCGGAGGAGGAGAAGCAGGCGCCAGAGCCCCAACCUCUCCCGGCGCGCAUGGCGAGGCUGGGCCCGGGGCAGGGGUUAGGGUGCGAGGCGGCGGUGGGGUCGCUGGCGCCCAGCCGGAGCCGGGAGUACAAGCUCUGCAGCAAGCACACCGAGGGCAAGCGCCCGCUCUACGCCAUCGGCUUCAACUUCAUCGACGCCCGCUACUACGACGUCUUCGCCACCGUCGGCGGCAAUCGUGUGACGACGUACCGUGGCCUCCCCGACGGUAACUUGGCUGUUCUGCAAGCAUACAUUGAUGCGGACGAUGCUCAGUCAUUCUACACUCUGAGCUGGGCUUGUGACCUUGACGGCACACCACUGCUAGUGGCAGCAGGAAGCAAUGCGGUCAUUCGGGUCAUCAACUGUGCCACCAAGAAGUUGUUUAAGAGUUUUCUUGGCCAUGGUGAUUCAAUAAAUGAGAUAAGAACUCAACCAUUGAAGCCUUCGCUCUUCAUUUCUGCAAGCAAGGACGAGUCUGUUAGGCUAUGGAAUGUCCAUACAGGUAUCUGCAUCUUGAUUUUUGCUGGAGGAGGAGGUCACCGUAAUGAAGUAUUGAGUGUUGACUUCCACCCUUCUGAUAUCUACCGAAUUGCCAGUUGUGGCAUGGAUAAUACUGUUAAAAUCUGGUCAAUGAAAGAAUUUUGGCCAUACGUGGAGAAAUCCUUUACAUGGACUGACCUUCCAUCAAAAUUUCCAACGAAAUUUGUUCAAUUUCCGCUCAUGACUUCCGUGGUUCAUUCUAACUAUGUUGACUGUACUAGGUGGCUUGGUGACUUCAUCCUGUCGAAGAGUGUUGACAAUGAAAUUGUUCUGUGGGAGCCAAAAAUAAAAGAGCAGGGUCCCGGCGAGGGUAGCAUUGAUGUUCUUCAGAAGUACCCUGUGCCUGAUUGUGACAUUUGGUUUAUCAAAUUCUCAUGUGAUUUUCACUUCAAUCAAUUAGCAAUAGGCAACCGCGAAGGCAAAAUCUAUGUGUGGGAAGUGCAGGCGAGCCCUCCUGUGCUAAUUACCCGGCUGAGUAGUCCACAAUGCAAAAUGCCAAUAAGGCAGACUGCAGUGUCGUUUGAUGGAAGCACGAUCCUUGCCUGCGGCGAGGAUGGCAGCAUAUACCGCUGGGAUGAAGUGGAACAUCAAGCUGCAAAAAAUUGA